Molecule: messenger RNA, 4973 nt
Organism: Crotalus tigris (Tiger rattlesnake)
Lineage: Eukaryota; Metazoa; Chordata; Lepidosauria; Squamata; Viperidae
Gene: ALKAL2
Product: ALK and LTK ligand 2
Exons: 6
Coding region: 418-885 (155 amino acids)
Biological process (GO): positive regulation of ERK5 cascade; positive regulation of ERK1 and ERK2 cascade
Molecular function (GO): receptor tyrosine kinase binding; receptor signaling protein tyrosine kinase activator activity
Source: RefSeq, a predicted model, not a curated record
AGCAUAAGAGGAGAGCGCGCGGCUGCAAAGGCGGGGGAGUCUGAGGGAACUUGGGUGACGGCAACAGGGGAGCUGCGGCGCCCGCGAGGUGGCCAAGCGGGACGCGGAGAGCCGGCCGUCCACCCACUCGCAAAUAGACACGAGCUGACUCGGCGGCGGCGACGGCCACCUCAUGAACUCCUUGUGAACCUAUAAAAAGCGCGGCCAUGGACUAGGUGAAGGAGAAGAGACGGCUGGCGCGCCUGGGAGAAGACGGAAAGCCGAGAAGGGGAGGUGAAAGGCUCCUCUUUUCGCUGCGGGAGGAGGCUCACUCUUCAGAAAAGGGGACAUCCGGACCGUCGAAGGGACCGGAGCCAGAGGAGACAGGAAGUAAGUGGGAAAUUUAUUCUCUUUUCCUGGGUUGUCCCCACAAGUGCAAUGUGCAAACUUCUAAGGUCUUCAGUGCUGAUUGGGCUGAUGGCAUUGAUACUUUCAGCAGGGCAUUGUAAAGAAAAAACAGAAUCUAGUGUGGGGUUGAAGGAAAGACAAAACCUCUUAAAUCUGAUAAUGGAGAUCAUUCAAGAACUGAAAAGAUACCAUCUAGAAGAGGAUGAAGAGAAUGGAGUGCAGUACAAACAAGACUACCCACCUCUUGAUCAAAGCGAAGUGCCUGACUAUGGAACUUACUCAGAAGAACAGAAAAUUGAAAUAUUUCCUAGAGACUUAAGAAUGAAAGACAAAUUUUUAAAUCAUUUAACAGGUCACCUUUAUUUUAGCCCAAAAUGCACUAAACACUUUCACAGACUUUAUCACCAUACAAGAGAUUGUACCAUACCUGCAUAUUAUAAAAGAUGCGCCAGGCUCCUUACUCGCUUGGCAGUAAGUCCAAUGUGCACAGAAGGAUAAGAUGCUACUAUUAUCAAAGGAAACAUAUAUAAAAGAACCAAGAGAAGUGCCUUGGAAACUGACAGGGAAAUUGAACUUAGCAUUUUUGUAAUAUAUGGCAUUAUGAACCAUAGAUUUAUUUUUGGAAAUUGAUGGACUACUUCUCAUAAAUCUUUAAAAAUGUGUUUUGUAUCCCAUCAUCGCUGUUUACAGAUGCAUUCUUUAUAGUGAAAAACUACCAAAAUGUUAAUUAUUUGUUCAUGUUUUAUGCUUUAAAGUUGCUCUACAACAGUUGUGUUGUACUGCCAAAAAAAGUAACAAGUAACAUCUUUUCAAGUAUAGACAUGUUUCCCUUAAGAGACAUUACAGUCCACUGUCAAGGAAACCUGCCUUUAGAGGAAGCAUCAUUUUAUAUCUUUCUUGCUUAAAAAACUGAAAAUGUUACAUUACAAACUUUUCAUAGAGUUGUUACAGUGGUGGUCUGCUAGACAGCAUGCCAUAAGCAAGGGAUGAACAUGUUUUAGGUUAGAUUCUGCACCCACUCUAAAGUCACUUGUUUCCUGUAUAAUAGAAAUAUACAUUCCAGCUAAAUGUGCAAUAUGUACAUAUUGUAAAUUCACAAAUAUAUGUAAUAACAUGUUUUGUAUAUAAUUUGAUUCUGUUUAUUCCUUGCAUAUUCAAGUUUGAAAGAAAUUGUGCUUCGGAAGCAGAGGUAUGCAACCUGAGGUCUUCCACAUAUGCUGGAUUCCUAUUCCCAUAAGAUUUAACCAGUGUAUAUUCUGGAUAGAUUUCAGAGGCUGCAACUCAGUAGAUCUGAAGAGUACUAACUGAUCUCAAUACUUCCAUUUUAUUAAUACUUCUCAAUACUUGAGGGUUGACAAUAAGCACUAUGCAUUUAAAUAGUUCUAAUAAGAAUUAAUUUUAAUGUAACUUGGCACUGCACAGUGAUGGCAGUCAAUUACCACAGGUGUAACUGAGGGCAUAUUUCAAACCUGCCAAAUAACUCUUUCAGAGUGAAACGCUAUUGCCUGCUCAAUCAUGCUUUCAUCCUUCUCAUCCUACCAGUUAAUAAGAUGUUAACUCUAAAUUUGCUUCACCUACUUCCAUUCUAAAAUAGAUAACAUCGCUUUCAAGCUACAUAGAAUCAUGGAAUUGGAAGACAGCAUUUUGGCCACUGAUUCCAAACUCUUUCUCAGUUCAGACAUCUAAGGUUGUGUCAUCAGGAUGGUAUUUGUAUGUGCUCAAGAUUCUAAUAAAAUAAUAACAAGAUCCCUCUCCAAUCUGAUGAGAAAUCACUAUAUGAGAAUUCAUUUAAACCCACUGUGGGUCCACUUUGGGGUCAAUUAAUAGGUAUUACCAUCCAUAAUGGUACUUGGUCAAAUGCUUUACUGAGAUCAAGAUGUGUUAUACCCACAGUAUCCUUGGAAACCACAUGAUUAAAAAAAAUAGCAGUCUUAUUUGGGACAAUACUACAUCACACUACAAACAGCUUUUGUAUAUCUUUUACAACUAAAAUCAAUUUAUUUUUAAUUAACUAUAAACAUUUUAUUAUAUUUCCUAAUUAUUUAGAUUUUCUGCCCUUAAAAAAACAUAAAAGGUUCAAGUAGAAUUACAACUGAUUAAAGCUUUUUUUAAAAAAUAGCCUUAAUUUUUUCAAAUUAAAUCAAUAGGUAACAGUGUUUUUCUGUGUAUAUAAACAUUCAGUGCUGGCAUCAAUUACCCACAAAUGAGAGACAGCUUAAAAAAUACCAGAGACCUUGGGAAAAUAGUAACUUUCAAAGUCUGUUCAGAGGAAACAUCGGUAUUUAAGGAUAUUUGAGUAGAGUCUCAGGUUUGUUUAAAUAUAUUAAAAGUGAGGAAUUUGCUUGCAAUAAUCAUAAAUACCAUCGAAAUUUGUCCCAAUCAUUAACUGUAAUAAAAAUGGUUAUGAUCAAAUCAUUCUAAGUUAAAAAAAAAAAGUCUACCAAAACUUGUUGGCUAUGAAACACAAAUGUCAAAUUUACUGUAAAAUCCCUUUGUAUUCAAUUAGAUAAAGAAUUAUCAAUUAGAAUAAGAUAAACCUUGUUCAAAUAUAUUGUUCCUUGCUAACAAUAUAUUUUGCUAACAAAAAGUCCAGUUAAGGAUAAUAUAUAAAACACUAGUUUUUAAUAUCCUUAAUAAAUGUUAUAAGAAUAUAGAGUCUUAUUUUUAAGUGGUAAAUCAACAGUUAUCAUAGAAACUUUGUACAUGAUCAGGACCAGGUUUCAUAUGUCAUCUCUUUGCAUAGCUAAUUUCCAAAAUACAUUUAUAAAGUUAUUAGGUAAAUCAUAAAAUGAAAAUUUUACAAGUAAAAUAGCUUUUUCACUAUUUUAUUUGGUCUUGCACAUGCUAAUCACAUGCCUGGAAGUUAAUUAUGAUGACUGUAAAUUUAUUUGAAAUGAAUCCUGACAUUAAGGAAAGCAAAACAGGUUCCUAGAGUACGUUUUAAUAGAACUUGAGCAAAGCAUCUUAUUAAUAGGAAUUACAUCUGCUUAAAAAUGACAAAUCCAGAAGGUAACAUGAACAGCAGCGAAGUCCAUUACAGGCCUAUGAGGCUUCCUCUUUUGGGAAGACUUGAAGACACACAAAUCCUAACUCUAAAAGAGAAAGGAAAAAAAUAAUGCUGGCUUGUACUUCCCCAUUCAGUGUUUAUAAGAAUUCUCGACUCUCUGGCAACGCUCUGAAUAAUUGCAAAAUGCAGACGAAGUAUACUCUGAGAAGAAGAUGAAAGUUUUGGCAAACAAUUACCUACAACCCUCUGUUAUCUUUUAAACAAUUAACCACACAAUAUUAUACUGCAUAUACUGACAAUCAUCAGUAGAAAUGACUCAUGCAGUAUCUGCAUGGAAUCAUUGGUUUAUGUCAACAUCCUUCAGCAUGUGCUUUUUAAUAAGCAGAUCUUUGCCGGCUUACUAUGGACUUCACUGCCUGCUUCUGUCUAACAGCUUCUCUUUGGCUUAUUCUUGAUGCAUCCAUAAACAAUACUGUUUCAAAAACAGGAAGGAGCAGGUGAAGAAAAGAAAGAAACCAAUGAUUUUUCAUAAGAAAAAUCAGUAAAAACUGGCAUAAAAUGCAAAGGGGGGGGGGUUAUGGUUUUAUUUCCACUGGAAAACUAUCAACUCUGUAAGUUUUUUAAUCCUUCCCUCAGUCAUUUUAUGCCUUCCGCAAAAUAUAUACCAGGCUCCAUAAGGUUACAUUUGUAUAACGAACAAGAAUGUUAUGAUUCUCUAACAGAAAACUUGUAGUUUUUUUCAUAUUAUGGAAAUUAAGGAAGUUUACUUAUAGUCUAUUCUAUUUCUACUGGUGCUGGAGCUGUAAGGAACUGAUCAGAAUUUGAAACACAUAAUCUAUUAUUAUCUUACUUCCAAACGCUAUAAUAUUUUUUUCAAACAUUAUGUCAAUGGCCUUUAAGGCAAUUUUCUUUUAAGUUUAAAAAUAAAUAAGUGGUGAUUUACUUCAAUUCAUAUUCUUUUAAAAAAGAUUAUACCACCAGGAAAUUCUUUUGUCAGUGCAUCACAUAUUUGAUUCACAGCAUUCUAUAUGGCUGAAUAUCGUAAAAUCUUUCCUACAUUAUUAUUUUUCUUCUGGCUUACCUCCACAUCUAUAUUUUGUAUAACAUAUAGUGAUGAAAGGAUAUCAAAAUAUACUAUUUUUCAGUCAUCUAACAACUGACAAAUAAAAAUGUAGAGGGAAGUAUUUAUAACGUUUCAAUGUGAAAAGAAAAAUGUUUAGCAUACCAUAGUUAACAACAGCAAUAGGAAACAGGCCUGUGUGCCAUAUUUACAAAUCUAAGAAUUUUUAUGUAACUACAAUACAGAUAGUUUUCGACUUAUGACCACAAUUGAACCCAAAUUGAGCCCAUUUUACCUUUCUUGCCUACUAAAGUUGUUAAAUGAAUCACUGCAGUUGCCAAGCGUCUCAAUUUUGAUCACAUGACCAUGGGGAUGCUGCAACGGCCAUAAGUGUGAAAAACGGUCAUGAGUCACUUUUUUCGAUGCUGUUGUAACUUUGAACGGUCACUAAACGAACUGUUGUAUACAGGCGUUCUUCGACUUAGUACUGCAAUGGCUUAUGACCUGUGCCAGAAGUUA